This is a messenger RNA of Mauremys reevesii (Reeves's turtle), 751 nucleotides long. It is a transcript of the gene MAGOH, whose product is annotated as mago homolog, exon junction complex subunit. Bases 146 to 586 code for a protein of 146 amino acids. The record is from RefSeq and is a predicted model, not a curated record. The transcript is spliced from 5 exons. Gene Ontology annotation, cellular component: catalytic step 2 spliceosome; exon-exon junction complex; nucleus. Lineage: Eukaryota; Metazoa; Chordata; Testudines; Geoemydidae. Gene Ontology annotation, biological process: RNA splicing.
CCUAGCCGCAAAGUUUCCGGCAUUGCGUAAUUACCCUGCGCCCGCCCGGAAGCUGUCCCUCCGCUCCCGCCCCCGCGCAGCGCUGUUGUUGGGCGGUCUGGUCUCCGGGGCCGGCGGCGCGGUGCACGCUGGUCUCUCGGCGGCCAUGGGGAGCGAUUUCUACCUGCGCUAUUAUGUGGGGCACAAGGGGAAAUUCGGCCACGAGUUCCUGGAGUUCGAGUUCCGGCCGGACGGAAAACUGAGAUAUGCCAACAACAGCAAUUACAAAAAUGAUGUAAUGAUCAGAAAAGAGGCCUAUGUACACAAGAGUGUGAUGGAGGAACUAAAGAGAAUAAUUGAUGACAGUGAAAUCACAAAAGAAGAUGAUGCGUUAUGGCCUCCACCUGACAGAGUUGGUCGGCAGGAGCUUGAAAUUGUAAUUGGUGAUGAACACAUCUCUUUUACCACAUCAAAAAUCGGAUCACUUAUUGAUGUAAAUCAAUCCAAGGAUCCGGAAGGGUUGCGAGUGUUUUACUAUCUGGUGCAGGACCUUAAGUGUCUAGUCUUCAGUCUCAUUGGAUUACAUUUCAAGAUUAAGCCAAUUUAAAUUGUAUAAUUUUGAGUUUGUAUUGUAAUGUCGCAAGGGGUGGGACACUUUCAUUCCUUAUCUCUUCUUGGAUAGAACUUUUAUGUAUGUUUAGAAUUUUUUUUACAAACUGUAAGUGAAUGUCUUUAAUAAAAAUGGUGAAACCUGUAUUUUUUUAAUUUAAAA